CAUUUUAGUCUAUGGAUCUUUGAUUUCAAACACAGAACACAAAUAAAGAUCACAAAAACAUAAUUGAUUACAAUAUUUGCAAGAUUCGAAUGAAAAAGUUGGAAUAAAAAAGUUGCUUUCCUAUAAUGUCUACUUAUUAUUGUAGACUAUGUUUUGUGAGUUGCAAACCGGAAGAAACAUUACUUUUUUCUCAACAUGUAACAGAUAUAAUACAGUUUUGUAUUCCUGAGGUGAAUAUUAAACUGGUUAACAACCCUGUAUUGUGUCCAGAAUGUUAUAAUAAAUUGGAGCAGAUGCUUAACUUUAAAAAGAAAUGUUUGGAAGUUCAAAAUCACUUUGAAAAAAUAAUAGCGAAUGAUGGAAUAUGUGAUGAUGAAGGCUUGAGUGAUUUUAUCCACAAAGAAGAAACUCGAUUAAUACCAACUAAUCUGGAAGAAGGUUCUCAGCAAAUGGAUGAUAGUCUUUCUGUUCAAGAAGGUACUGAACUUCCAUUGAAUACACAUGUGCCUUUGUCAGGAAAAAACUGUAAUCCAUAUGUGAUUUUAUCUGAACCACCUUUCAACCCUAUAAAAAGUAUCACUAUUAAACCUAAUACCACUUCUAAGUGUAAAUCCUCAAAAAAGUCCAAAAUAGUUAAAAAUACAGUGGAAGUACGAUUUGAUAAAAAUUCUUGUAAAACUUGUAGCCUAUCUUUGAACAGCUUAAAUGAACUUAUUCAUCACUUAUAUACUAACCACCAAAAGAAUGAGGAAUUGUAUUCGUGCUUGAUAUGUAGGUUCAAAUCAAAAAACACAUCAUUAAUCCUUCAACAUUACCAGAAUUUUCACCCUCAUUGUAAAGAUCUGAAUGCAUCUUGUUUCUUUUGUUUGACUGAUAAGAAGACUUUCAAGGAAUUAAAUAAUCAUAUGACUAAAAAACAUAAUACUCAUUGUAAAUGGGGAAGAUAUUUUUGUAAUUCAUGUGACUUUGUCUCUAGAAGUUUUAUUAAUUUUAGGAAGCACUAUUUUCAAAGUCAUGAUCUUAUAUGUAAUUAUUGUUUAAGAUACUGUGGGACUGUUUCAAAUUUGAAUAGACAUUUGAGAAAACAUUUAGCUAGGUAAACUUUGUAGUUAACUUUGUUUCAACUGAUUUAACACCUUUUAUAAGAACUAUACAUUGAAUCAAAUAAAUUUUAAAUAUACUUUUUCUUUCUU
Molecule: messenger RNA, 1193 nt
Organism: Coccinella septempunctata (seven-spotted ladybird)
Lineage: Eukaryota; Metazoa; Arthropoda; Insecta; Coleoptera; Coccinellidae
Product: zinc finger protein 18-like
Exons: 2
Coding region: 126-1100 (324 amino acids)
Cellular component (GO): nucleus
Molecular function (GO): zinc ion binding
Source: RefSeq, a predicted model, not a curated record